AUGUGGAGACCAAUUGAACCAAAAGAAUGGACCAAAACAUUCAAUAAAAAUAGAACUGAAAAUUCAAAUAGUAUAGAAAUAAAAGAUUUAAAUGAUUAUAAUGAAAUAAACUUACUUCAAGAUAUUCAAAAUAUGUCAUUAUUGUCAAUCAAUGAUAAAGAAAAUAUUGAAAAAGUAAGAGAAUUAGAUCCAUGGAAAAUUAUUCGUCUCCUUUUUAUGCUUAAUCUUAUACAAUUUGUUGUUCUUCUUGGUUUACUAUGGUAUAUAAAACGUCGAAAUAGAUUUUUUUUCAAACAUUUUAUAAAAAAUCAACAAUAA
This is a messenger RNA of Strongyloides ratti, 318 nucleotides long. RefSeq lists its product as hypothetical. The record is from RefSeq and is a predicted model, not a curated record. The coding region runs from base 1 to 318 and encodes 105 amino acids. NCBI's taxonomy places the organism in Eukaryota, Metazoa, Nematoda, Chromadorea, Rhabditida, Strongyloididae. The transcript has 2 exons.